GCUUGCUACCAGCUGAAAGACGUUGCCUUGAAUGACCCCGUCAGCGGAGAUAAAACCUGGUGAGGAGGAGGCAGGGGGCAUUCUGUCAUGAUGGCGUUUGUCUGGUGGUGUGUGCCGCUCCUGAGCCUGGUCGCUGCCGUGUCAGUCAAUGCAGACCUGACGCUGGACUGCAGGCCUGAUUUUGUGACGCUGGUGUGGACGGAGCACAGACCACAUGUUGACACUUCAUUGUUCCGUCUGGGGAGCUGUUUUCCCAGCAGCACCACAGCCAGGGAGGCGGUUUUCAGCGUUUACUUCACUGACUGUAACUUCAGGCAGUUGGUCACGGGGAAGACUCUAAUGUACUUCACUGAGUUGUCUUACAAGCCGUCCUCUGACCCUCAAGCUUCUCCGGAAUCUUAUCUGAUAGUCUGUGAAUAUGACAGGCCUGAACGCUGGAGCCCGGAGUACAGUCUGCCCGAGUUUGACACCUAUGAUCAAGACGCGCUGGUGUUCCAUAUUGGGCUCAUGAAUGCUGACUUUUCAGGUCCUGCUGAAUCUACAAGCUUUCCCCUGGGCUCAAUCAUCCCCAUCAUGGCCAGUGUGGAGCAGGGGUCCCAUCAGCCCUUGCUGCUGCUACUUGAAGAAUGUGAAGCCUCCACCACACCAGACCUGCGACCUGGAAGUAGCUUAUACACUAUAAUCUCCAAUAAGGGCUGUCUUGUGGACAGCAAGGAGUCGCGUUCACGAUUUGAACCUAGAGAAAACUCUUCAGAAAUCAAACUCUCCCUUCAGGCCUUUAGGUUUGCUCUGGGGGAAGAGGUGUUUAUCCACUGCACUCUGGUGGCUUGGGACCCCAAUGGUCUGGACAAAACCAAGAAGGCCUGCCACUAUGUGAAAGACCAGGGAUGGAACUUGCUGGACAAUCCUUCAUAUAACAGUUUGUGUGACUGCUGUGGUUCUACCUGCAAGAGCAGGAAGAUCAGGAGUUUAGAAUCUGGUAUCUAUCAUGACACAGUUCCUGGUGUAGUUUAG
This is a messenger RNA of Salarias fasciatus (jewelled blenny), 1014 nucleotides long. RefSeq names its product zona pellucida glycoprotein 3f, tandem duplicate 1 (gene zp3f.1). The transcript is spliced from 8 exons. Gene Ontology annotation, cellular component: extracellular matrix. Bases 88 to 1014 code for a protein of 308 amino acids. Gene Ontology annotation, biological process: egg coat formation; positive regulation of acrosome reaction; binding of sperm to zona pellucida. Gene Ontology annotation, molecular function: acrosin binding. Lineage: Eukaryota; Metazoa; Chordata; Actinopteri; Blenniiformes; Blenniidae. The record is from RefSeq and is a predicted model, not a curated record.